GGUAUUUUGACCCCACCAUCAAUCGUAUUGGCAAUGGCGGCAACGGGAUGAUGCCAGCGCGCUUAUUAUAUUAAUGCGCCUGCAAUGUUAUGUUGUGACCGCGCGGUAACUGCAGUGCGAGUGCUCGAGUACUCUCUUACUCACAUGUACAUAUUUUAUGCAGCCUGCAUGGAACAUAAUGUACCGUACAUCUAGGUCAGGUAGGAAGGUACAAUAUACUAGUGCAUAUAGGUAAUGUAGACUUUGGACAAAAGGUACCUGAGGUAGUCACGGAGUAGUAAAACUGCAGGUUCGAAGGUUGCUAACUAUCCGAAUUCGCAACGCCAAGUAUCGUACCUGUAGAUUCGGGACGACCACCUGAUCUUACCCAUCUUCUUAUCCAUCUUACUGUAACGAUAAAUCGUCUUGUCCCAAUCCUUACCUCCACAACUAGUACCUAACCUACCUUAAAGCUAUUAAAGAGCUAAUUAGAGCUAUAUAGCUCACAACUUCCCUACAUACUUUUUUCGAGUCUUUUGUCCAUUCCUUGUUCUUUAUUCUUCAUCUACAUCUGCAACAACUAUUUAACAUCCCACGAACAACUCCUACCCCAUCUUAUACCAGACCCAAUACUAAACACCAACCCUCCAUCCGCAACCAUGUCUGCCCUCAACGUCGGUGACAGCUUCCCCGAAGGUGUAUCUUUCACCUACGUCCCUUAUACUCCCGAGCUCGCCGGUGUAACUGCCUGCGGUGUUCCCGUCAAGUACGACGCCAGCAAAGAAGUCAAAGACAAGAAGGUCGUUAUCGUCUCCGUCCCCGGCGCCUUCACGCCCACCUGCCAAAACACCCACAUCCAAGGUUACAUCGAGAAGCUACCUCAGCUCAAGGCCGCCGGUGUCGACCAGGUCAUUGUCAUCGCCUACAACGACGCUUGGGUCCAGGCUGCCUGGGCUAAGGCCAACGGUAUCAAGGAUGAGAUUAUCUUCGCUUCCGACGACGAAGCUGCCUUCAGCCGCAGCAUCGGCUGGACCCUCGGUGCCCGCACCGCCCGCUACGCCGUCGUAGUCGACCACGGCAAGGUCAUCUACGCCGACAAGGAGCCCGAAAAGGGCGUCACCGUCUCGGGCGUCGACGCUGUCCUCGCCAAGCUGUAAAUAAAAAUAAACCUACCUACCUCACUGAAUUUACUUCCUCUAUAAACAAACAAACCCCCAUGAUACCAACUAACGUCGAAAUCGGAUUUCGAACCAUGAAUAGAAGAGUAGGAGGAUAUGGAUGGAAUUAUAUAGAAAAGAAGACGAAAGGUCGAGUUUUUCUUUCUUUCGAAAUAAAUAAACGAAUCCACUGGGCGGUUGCAGUUUUGAUGGCUUUCUUAUAUAUAGACGUUGCACUUUGUAAAGCAAACUUAACUAGGGGUUUUAUAAGUAAAUAGAUAAAGCACCUACCUCAUAAACAAUCGCAAAGCUAAUUCGACAUGUGAGAAUAAAG
Messenger RNA from Daldinia caldariorum, 1470 nucleotides. RefSeq names its product Redoxin. Bases 639 to 1136 code for a protein of 165 amino acids. The transcript has 3 exons. Lineage: Eukaryota; Fungi; Ascomycota; Sordariomycetes; Xylariales; Hypoxylaceae. Gene Ontology annotation, cellular component: mitochondrion; peroxisome; cytoplasm. Gene Ontology annotation, biological process: hydrogen peroxide catabolic process; cell redox homeostasis; cellular response to oxidative stress. The record is from RefSeq and is a predicted model, not a curated record. Gene Ontology annotation, molecular function: thioredoxin peroxidase activity.